This is a messenger RNA of Equus caballus (horse), 13150 nucleotides long. The record is from RefSeq and is a predicted model, not a curated record. Lineage: Eukaryota; Metazoa; Chordata; Mammalia; Perissodactyla; Equidae.
UACAGCUUUGAGUUACUGUCUCAUGUCCUUUCAUUUCAACUUGAAAGCCUCCCUUUAGCAUUUCUUGCAGGACAGAUCUAGCAGUAAUGAGCUCCUUCAGCUUUUGUUUAUCUUGGAAUGUCUUAAUUUCUCCUUCAUUUUUGAAAGACAGUUUUGCUAGAUAAAGAAUUCCCAAUUGACAGUUUUUUCUUAGAGUGUUUAACUAUACCAUCCCACCACCUUCUAGCCUGCAGGGUUUCUAAUGAUAAAUUGGCUGAUAUUCUUAUUGAGGAUCUCGUGUACUUGACAGUCAUUUUUUUCUUAGACCUUUCAAGAUUUUUUUUUGUCUUUUGACAGUUUGAUUAUGAUGUGUCUUCGUGUCUGUUUCUUUGGGUGUAUCGUACUUGAGUUUGUUGAGCUCUUAGAUUUGUAAAUGCAUGUAUUUCAUCAAAUUUGGGAAGUUUUCGGCCAUUAUCUCUUCAAAGAUUCUUUUUUCCCCUUCCUCUCUUCUUCUGGGCCUCCCAUAAUGUAUAUAUUGGUCUACUUGAUGAUGUCCCGUAAGUCCAUUAGUCUCUGUUCACUUUUCUCUGUUCUUUUUCCUUCUUCGCUGACUCAAUAAUUUCAGUAGUCCUAUCUUCAAAUUUGCCGAUUCUUUCUUCUACCUGUCCAAGUCUGUUUUUGAACCUCUCUAGUGAAUUUUUCAAUUCAGUUAUUGUGCUUUUCAGCCCCAGAUUAUUUCUCUUUGAUUCUUGUUUAUAAUUCCCGUCUCUUCAUUGAUAUUCUGUUCGUAUAUCAUGUUCCUGGUUAACUUCAGUUUCUGUCCAUGUUUUCCUUAGCUCUUUGAGCAUAUUUAAGAUGAUUGUUUUAAAGUCUUUGUCUAGUAAGUCCCAUGUCUGAGCUUUCUCAUGGACUAAUUUGGUUCAUUUGAAUGAGCCGUAUUUUCCUGUUUCUUUGUAUGCCUUGUGAUUUUUUUUGUUGUUUUUGAAAGUUUGGCAUUUGAUUAUAAUGUAACUCUGGAAAUCAGAUUCUCUUCUUACCCAAGGUUUGUUAUUUGUUGAUAUUGUUGAAGGCUCUAGUAGUCUCAAUAUUUUGAGACUUUUCCAAACUAUUUUUGUAAAGACUGUUCCUUGUCAUAUGUGUUCACUGAAGUCUCUUCCUUUAGCUUAUGUUCAGCUAAUGUUUUGACAGAGAUUUCCUUGAAUGCCACAAACUGAAAUAGACAGUCAGCCAAAAAAACCCCCAAAGAACAAGAGAGAGUACCACUGCCUCUCCCAGUCUUUGUAGACUGGCUGUUUGCUGGGGUAGUCCCUUGCCGAUUGGCUCAGCUUGCUCGGAGACCAGAGAUCAGCCUGAGGUGAAAGCCUAACGUCUUCUGAAGACUUUUUUGAGCAUACAUCUUGCCUGGAUGUGGCUUUCUGAAUUCCCCACAUACUUGGCUGCUUUUGAAUAUCCUGAUUUCCCAGAGUUUUACCCCAGCUUCUUCUCUGGUCUUUAGAUGGUUCUUGCAUGUCUCCACCUGUCAUCUCUGCCCCAGGUGUGUGUGGGUCUGUAGCUCCCUUCUAGCUUUUAUGAGCACUGCCUACCGCUUUUCUCUUUGUGUUCUGAGCUCUGUGAGAUCAGAUGAGUGAGUCAGUCCUUCAGGUAACCUCCAGCUAGGACAGAACAGAUGUACAUACUAAUUUGCAAGUGCUGUAUACUCUGCUCCCUCUGGUUCCAGGAGGGGAUCUGGGACUUGGGCUGCUGCCACCUCAGACCAAGACCACACCAUGCCACAGAACGUUCCUGCCACAUGGAGGGCAGCUGUUUCUUGAUUGUGUUUUCUUAGUUGCUGUAAACCUAUAAUUGUUUUUUAAGAGCUCCUACAGAGUUGGUUCAGAAACUUCUGGUUGUUUUCUUGAUAUUGCUGUGGGAGAGGAGAGUUUGGAGCUUCCGAGUUCAUCAUUUUGCUUGACUUAUCAUAAAGUUUAAAUGAAAACAUUUUCUGGAUUGUCUUUGUUGAUUUAAAUUGUUCUUCUAAUAAUAUAGAAAUACUGAUAAGUUCUUAAUGCAUGUGCAUGUAAUUCUUAUACAAAUAUAAAACAUGACUGCCCAAACCUAUAAAAUGCAAAUUAAUGACAUUCAUUUAGUCUAGUGGGUAAUGUUUUGCUGAAACUCAAGCUGCUUCACCAAGUACUUGAGGUACUAGUUACUCAGAAUUUCUUUACAUUUGCCACAACCUAAACUGCUGAAUGCCAUGUGAAUGAUUUUCUACUACUUUUGCCACUUUAUUUCUGUGGCACACCUUCGUGUCACCUGGCCCUCACUGGGCAUGAAUGAAUUUAUGACAUUUUAAAUCCAACUCUUUUUCAGUAGAUUAGGUCAAUUUAAGUAUUGUCACAUGGUACCACUGCACUCUUAAAUCUAUUUGCAGGCGUGGGCUGGUUAUCUUUAAAAUUUUGUGUUUGCGUCUUUUAAUUCUCUCAGGAAGCUUGCAGAUUCCCAGGGCACCACAAACCCCAGUUUGAGAUAGUUGAUGGUACAGACACUAAGACUUGCUGUUAGGAUGAUUUCCUAGAGGCGUGGGGAGCAACCAGCAUGUGGGGUAGGAGACAGUUAUUUUGCGGAAUUGAGAGGGAUGGCCUUAAAAAGGAUGUGAGAUUUGGUCAGUGGGAAGACCUGAUAAAUGGCUCAAGCAAAGACAGACUAUGCUGGAGUUGGUCAGUUGGGUGUGUUUGGGAUGAAAUAGAGAAGAUAAGGAGGAUGGUAUUUUAGAAUGAGAGGCAGUUAUGGUGGUGGGCUGGGGUAGGGUAUGAGGACUUUGAAGUGAUAUUGGGGUUUUAUUCUAAGUAUUUUACUUAAUAUCUUCACAACAACUCUUUAUGAUGGGUACUGGUAUUGGCUCCAUUUUACAAAUGAGAAAACUGAGAUCAGGAGGUUAAAUAAUGUGCCAAAGCUAGACAUGUAGUAUAGCUUCACACGUAGUACAGCUUACACACGUAGUAUAGCUUACACACGUAGGAAAGUGGACUGAGACUCACAGCUAGGGAGAUGAGCUCAUGAGCCUCCCUCUGUAACUGCUGCUCCAUGUAACUGCAACAGGUGAAGGGUGUGUGUCAUCCUGGAUAAAGAAUUGUUUUCAUGUGGAUAGUUUACUCUCUUUAGUGAUACAAAGAGCUGUAUAACUUGUGAGGUCUUGCACUGUUCUGCCCUCAGUUCUUCAUUCUCCUUACCUGUAGAAUGGGGUUAAUAUAUCUACCUUGGGUUGUUAGGAGUGUGAAUUAAAGUGUGUAACGUAAUGAAAAUAUUUGUGUACUUAAAAUUUUGUGGCACAUAGUGCCAUAGAAAGUUAUAAUUAUCAUCAUCAUUUGCUGCAGUUUCAGUACCUGAACUUAAGUAUAUUCAGAAGUGUUCCUGUUAUCUUCAUAUUUAAGUAGAAUUCGUAUACUGCUUUCAUAAAAUAUAAAUAAAGCAUAAAAUAUAGUGUUUUAUAAAAUGGAAGUAGGACUAGUAGGACUAGCCAUAACUUGUAGAUUAAAGUAGACAGAAAAAUGUCUCUCACAGAGGAGUUAACAGGAUUAUUUUGUUUUUAAAUAUCGUAUCAGAACCAUAAUAAGAAAAGAAUUGCUUAUACUGAGAACAAUACUUACAGCUGUGGAUAAGACCAGACCCAUUGUGUGUGUCAGCAGUCCUGGACCACAGUGCCGGGGCUCUUCUUACUACUGCAGGAAGAAAGGGUUUAGGGGCUUUUGAGGGGAUUCCUGGUUAUUGGACUGGUGGGUGUGGAAUUUCUUUCUCUUUUUCUCUUGUUCUGUUCUUUUUCUUAAUUAGAAUUUUCAGACAUCUGCAGAAGUAGAAAGAAUAAUAAAAUGAACCCGUGUACUCAUCAUGAACUUGAACAAUUACCACUCUCACAUUUUGCAACUUUUGUUUCAUCUUUUCCUCCCCUCUACACGCUCUUUAAAAAGAUGUUAUAUAUGUAUGUAUUUACUACUGCUUUAUUUGCUGGGGUGUUUUAAAGCAAAUCUCAGACAAUGUGCCAUUCACCGUAAACAUACCAACAUGCUUCUCUAACAGACACCAGUUCCAGUUGUGCCUAGCACAGUUAUUCCUGAACAUCCACAGACGUCAUUUCUCAAAGGCAGAAAAUUAGGUACAACUAUAAGUACCUAUAAGUUUUAAAGAAAAAAUUUUUUAUUAUUGUUUCCUCUGGGGGGUAUACCUGCUAACUUCAGUUGCCGCCAUACCAUGAAAUACAGUUUAGAGAAUGCUGAAGCACUAGAGAAAGCGAAAGUGUGAAAUUCCUUCUGGCUAGGAUAAUUUAGUUAUUUUUUAUUGAGUUUAUGAGAAUAAGAAAAGUAAUACGAAAAUUUUUGUUGCUAUUCUGACUCCACAUGCUAUUUGGGUUUCAGUGCGUAGAGUAGGAUGGCUGUUAGGCAGGGUCUGUUAUGAUUAGGAUUUUGGAUUUGAGUGGCAGGGACAUGUGACUGCUGUGCAAGGGGUUAUUUUUGGUGUCUGGGUGUCGGCUUCUUGUCAGAAACCAUAGAAAGUUAGUGAGAUGCACUUGUGGAGGCUCAGAAAACGACAGGCGUUAUGUGAGUUUUUCAAGUUUCGAACAUGGGUUGUUGCUUCAGCAAAGAAUUAAGUAGUGAAAAUGACAAUGAAAAAACUGGCCUUUUACAAAAAUCUGUGGAGGAGAAGGAACCGGAGAACAAGAUAAGUAAAACUUUAUCUUCAUUAUUUGAUACCCUUGAAGGUGAGGAGCUUCACAAUGUUGGACAUGGAGCCAGCGGGGCAGCUGCUGGAGCCAAUACACGGACAAGGGCUUGUGCGAGGCCUGGGCACAAACAAGGUCACAGACCAAGACAGUUGUUUAACUCUUUUUCCUCUUCAAUGUAUAAGUUCUUAACUAGGUAUGAAAAUUUAGAUGAGACUGACAAGAACCCAGAUACAGUUGUUAUUGAGCAGGAUUGUAAAAAUGCCUGCGGUACUCGGUGUGUGGGCACUGACAGUAAAUGGGGUUUCUCUGAGAGUGUUUGCUCUGAAGAUGGCGAGUCUCUUUCCUGUGUCCUGGUGCCUUCCUACCAGGGCAUGCGGGAAGUAGCCCUUGUAAAUUACCAUUUGUGCCGUUGCCCAGCCACCUGUGAAAACUCUGUGAUGGAGAAAGAAGUAGCCAUAAAUGUUCGCAUCAGCAGUGAUGAUGAGAAUAACUCUUUAGGUAUGUCUGGUAGGGAGACAAAGGAUGAAAACCGUAUUUGUGUUGAUCACAAACGAUGUAGGAAUUCAAGAGACAGUGAGUUUUACAGUAUUUGUGUUGUAGAUGCUGACUGCCUGGAUGUUGAAGACGAAUUGUGUACUCGGGUAUGUGGAGCAGCUGCAGCAGAAGAGAGUCAUUCAGCUGUCACCUCUGAGGGGACUCGCAGAGGGGCCUGGCCAGCAGAUAACACUGCACAAAGGCCAGGGGAGUUAGAGGCACUGCAGAAAGAGCUGUCCCCAGAGGGCAUGCCGGGUGCAAAUGAAAUGAAGGAAGUCUUUAAUGAGAAAACUAAACUUAGUUCUGAGCUUGUGACUGACAGUGACCCACCCUGUAAAGUAAAUGCUGAUGACACGCAGGCUGAGUCUUUCAGGGCCAGCACUUACACCAGGUUCCCUGAAGAUUACACAGAAAGUAAUGCAUUACCUAACGUUGGCAUACUCCCUGAGUUACAUAUUAACAUAGACGUGCUGGAGUCUAGUGUGUGUGCAGUCCCUAAAGAAAGAGAGAGCUGUAGUUCAGAACUAGUAAGUCCGAUGGGUGAUUCGAAUGUUAAUUUAGUUAAUGACACUUCAAAUGUGGAAAAAAAUGGUGAGUCUGGGACUGUAACAGCUAGUGUAGAUCAGAAUUUAAACUCUGAAAAGGAAGGAGAAAAUAACUCUGUAAAACCACUAAAAGAUAAUCAUUGUUCCACCUUAGAUAUUAGCAGAUCAGCCAGUAGUCUCCUUUCCAUAAAUCUGGAUAGAAUUAAUUUAAGUUCAAGAAGAUGUAUCACUUCAUUGAGCUUUGGAAAUGAGCAUAUUCCCAUUCAUGCUAAUUUCCAAGAAACAGCCCCUAACAGAAUUGCUGGUUCCGGACCUGAACACCUCCUGGGGCCAGUGAUUGAGGAGCAGCACUGGGGGGACUAUAGCCUGGAAACUGGGAGCAUCCAGCUUUCAAACAAAGGAGAGUUGUUUUUGGAAUCUGAAAAUAGAUCAUCUUAUCAAGAUGAGGAUAAAAUUAGCAUUUUUGAAGAUGAAGGUUGUGGUAAGAGGGCUUUUGAAUGGAGACCUUCGUGUCAGGUAGAUCUCUUUGUAGGUGCUGGGGCCGGCAAGGUCCAGGCACAGAUCUGUGAUUUAACUCAUGCAAUGCGGGAAACAGAAGAGGAGAGAAUGUUCCAAAGAAUAGACACCAUGGGACUCAGAAGUUCACAGGAAGCGCCCUCAGAUGACGAGUCACUUGAUGGCGCCAGAUGUCGUAAGAAUAACUUUAUUUCCUCUGCAUUUAUUUUCACUUGCACUGAAGAAGAAAGUGAAACAGGCCUGAAUUAUAAAGCAGAAGGUAAAAUGUGUGUGCAUAGUUCAGGGAGUGACCUUGACAGAUUAGAAAGUGCUGAAAAAGAAUCACAAAAAGCUAAUCCCAGAGAGAGAAGUAAAAAUGAUAUAGAAAAUGUCAAAUCAGACUCUAAAACAACCUUUGACUGGGAAACAGAUACCCUAAAAUGCAAGGCAGCACCCAUUCAGGAUGUACUGGCUUGUGCUGGUUCUAGGAUAACAGAAAUCCCUGAUUUUGAAACAAAUCAAAUAGAAAAAAAUAAUGAAAGCCAUAGAGUGAGUGACUACAGAUGUGAAGAUCUUAAUCUUGUACCACCUUUAAACCAAAGUUCGAAUUCAGCUGUACAGAGGUCGGAAGUAGAGAUUGACUCUGUUAACAGUGAUAGAAAUCUGGGACUGAAGCAGAUUUUCUCCGAAUCAGCCAGAGAAGUUUCUGGUGGCUUUGGUAGUGCGUCGGGGGUGAGCGAACCAAAACUAACAGAUAAGGAAGAAGAAAAGAGACUUUAUUUGGAGAAAGACAGCAGUGAUCCCAGCAUCGUCGACUGUGUAGGUCCAUGUGGGGCAAGCAGACAUGCACAGCACUGCACACAAGGAAAUGUUGAGCCCACCAUUAAAGGACCCACGUUAAACAGUGGAGUGGAUUUUCUGGGACGCCCAGAGGUGAUUUUUGGAAAAAUGGAGUUGUGUGACACUCUUGAGGGGCAUUCUUGUUUGGCUGGUGUCGAUUCUGCCCUAGUGGACAGAUACACAGCUGCUCCUCAUGAUAUACUGCAGGUAGUUCCUGUCAUCCCAGGUGACAGCAGAGACGACCAUGUUUUAUCAUUCACAGAAGAUGCUGUACAUAUAGCUGAAAACCCCUCAAAAGGGGAUUUGCAGAGCUUCCCAGAGAAAUUGUACUCCCAGUUUUUGAAUGAACUUUCCUGUUACCCGAUGGGAGGCUUGUCAAGCCAGAUAUUUUCCGAAAGACUGGCGGAUGGUUGUGGAUAUCAAGGGGGCUGUCUCUGGACUGGUACAGUUGCGAAAGGCGGGUUAGAAGAUGAACAGAUGUUCAGUGACGACCUGCGCAGUGAGCAGCAGGACUUAGAGAUCACCUUGUUUUGGAUGGAAAAGCCCCCUCAUCAGCCUCCAGUGGCACAAGAUGGUGUUAUUUGGGGAUGGCAAAACAGAGGUGGACAGUUAGUACCAACAGCCAAGGUAUCAGAGCUCAACCCUAAUGCAAAAGUGUGGGGGACUCACAUGCUACAUGUGGAAGCAAGUAGUGCAGCAGACAGCGGUGUGAGUGCAGCUUGGGAGGAGACGCACGGCCGUCGCACAGACAGCGGCCAGGAGGGAUUGGAUGCCAGUGGUGAUGGUGACAAAAGUCAUGACAAUGCAGCACUAUCAGAUUUACAGGAGUCAAACCAAACAGCUAUGAACACUUUGGCCCUGGAUCACUCAGAAUAUGAGUCUCCACCUGAAAAUAGCGAAACAGGAGGAAAUGAGUCUCAACCAGAAAGCCAGGAAGACCCUCGAGAAGUACUUAAAAAAACAUUGGAAUUCUGCUUAUCUAGGGAGAACCUUGCUAGUGACAUGUACCUUAUAUCGCAGAUGGACAGUGAUCAGUACGUGCCAAUCACCACGGUAGCUAACCUGGACCACAUCAAGAAGCUCAGCACCGACAUGGACUUGAUUGUCGAAGUGCUGAGAUCUUUACCUUUAGUCCAAGUGGAUGAGAAGGGAGAAAAAGUAAGGCCGAAUCAAAAUCGUUGUAUAGUAAUACUGCGGGAGAUCCCCGAGUCCACCCCUGUAGAAGAAGUAGAAGCACUAUUUAAAGGAGCUAAUUUACCGAAAUUUAUAAACUGUGAAUUUGCCUAUAAUGAUAAUUGGUUUAUUACAUUUGAAACAGAAGCUGAUGCACAGCAGGCUUACAAAUAUUUGCGAGAAGAAGUGAAAACUUUUCAAGGAAAACCAAUUAAGGCACGGAUAAAAGCAAAGGCAAUAGCUAUAAACACAUUUUUGCCAAAGAACGGAUUCAGACCUCUGGACAUGAGCCUUUACACGCAGCAGCGAUACACGGCCUCCUUUUACUUACCUCCGGUCUACGGCCCCCAGCAGCAGUUCCCUCUCUACAGCCUGAUCGCCCCUCAGACGUGGUCGGCAGCGCACAGCUAUCUCGACCCACCCCUGGUAACUCCAUUUCCAAGUACUGGAUUUAUAAAUGGGUUUACGUCUCCAACCUUCAAACCCGCAGCAUCUCCUCUGACUUCACUCAGACAGUACCCUCCGAGAAGCAGGCAAGUUCUGAAUCCUAGUAAGUCUCAUCUACGCCAUGCCAUUCCCAGUGCAGAGAGGGGACCCGGGCUGUUAGAAAGUCCUUCGAUAUUUAACUUCACUGCGGAUCGGCUACUCAACGGUGUCCGGAGCCCACAAACGAGGCCGACAGGCCAACCUAGAACACGGGUACAGAACCCUCCCACCUAUGCUAAGAGAGACAUUGGAACUGGGCGAGUGGAACAGAGCAGUCUGGAGUCCUCUCCUGGUUUGGGUAGAGGAAGGAAAAAUUCCUUUGGUUACCGGAAGAAAAGGGAGGAAAAGUUUACAAGGAGUCAAACUCAGUCUCCAACGCCACCAAAGCCUCCGUCUCCGAGCUUCGAAUUAGGGCUGUCCAACUUCCCCCCACUGCCUGGGGCAGCAGGCCACUUGAAGACAGAGGACUUGUCUAGCUUGCUAAUAGGAUCAUCAAAAGAAAGGAGCCUCAAUGCGGAUGCAAGCACGAACACUCCUCCCGCAGUGACCCCCCGAGAGCCCUCAGUGCCAGCCCCCUGCACUGUGUCGGCAGCCUGUGCGCGCUCCCCUUCCCCCACCCACCUACCCGAGGAUCCCAAGGUGGUCGAGAAGCAGAGGGAAACCCCAAGUAUGGACAGACUUCCUUCUACCCUGACUACAACUGCAAGUAAAUCGGUGCAGGUGAACGGCGCUGCCACGGAAUUGCGAAAACCCAGCUAUGCGGAGAUUUGUCAGAGGACGAGUAGAGAGCCUCCGGUGUCCCCGUUGCAACCCCAAAAAGAACAAAAGCCAAACACUGUCGGUUGUGGGAAGGAAGAAAAGAAGCUUCCUGAGAGAGAGCCCCCUACCCCCAAGUCCAACCCGGGACCACCCAAAGACCAGAGGAGGCCGCCGGGCCGCCGGCCUUCGCCACCGGCCACAGGGAAGCGUCCACACAGAGAACAGAGCACCCCUCCCAAGUCCCCCCAGUGAGCGCCGAGGGCUGGGAGGGCUGCGAGGAGUUGAGGUCGCCACAACUAAGCACUGUCCCACUCGGGACCGAGAAUGAGCCGCUGGUUAGGAGCUUGCAGUGGAGAGGAGGCCAUGAGAUGCCUGCAAGUUAUUUUUCUUCUAUGAGUCGGAUUUUCCCCCUCUUGAAAAAAAUCUAUUUUUCAGGAUUUAAUUAAUAUAAACCUUAUUUUAGGUUGGUGCUUAACUGGAGGUGAUGCAUAAGUCUGAUUUUUUUCAGGAUAGAAAAUGCAUUUAUCCUAACAAAUUGAUAUUUUUUAUUAAGCCUCCAUGUGGCUAUGAAUGCAAGCUAUAUAUAGUGAGUUUUUCUAAAUUAAGCGGAACUAUGCUACUUCGUUUUUUAAAAUAACUGGUUAGCAAGUGCAUAUCUCUAAGAUGUCCAUACCGACAGGUGAAGCUGAGGACAGUGGGAUUGAGGGCAUGAGGCGACGCUGUAAGUGGAGCCUGGAGAAGGCAUAGGGUCAGAUCGAGUCACACCCUGGCCUGGGAGUUAUACUUUCAUUCAGAAUCCUAACAAGUGAUUCUAGCAUUUUUUUUUUUAAAGAGUAUAGCCCGUUUUUGAUCUAUGGGGCAAAAUGAGCCUGCAGAGAGCACCCAAGAGAGCCUUGAAACCUCAAGUUUGAUGUACUGCAAGCAGUAACCAGCUUCUCACUCCAGUCUCAAGUGGCUAUUAUGUAAGAUAAAUUCAAAGCACAGUGUGAAUAGAAUUAAAUGAAAACAUAAACUUUGCUGCCCACUGACAUGUUAUCACAAAGUUGUACCCUGAUGUUGUCUUGCUCCCACGAGCUAGCAGGGAGGAUGUGGGAGCCACGGUGGCUCCUGCGUCUCCCCCAUGUUAGUCAGCUCCCGUGGGCACCUUCCCGUACCUCUGAAUCGGCACGCAGACCGAGACGUUGCAUAACUGUGAGAGAAUGGUAUUUGUGGUGCCCCUUUGGUGGUGGAGGAUGAAAACUCCCGCUCUCUUUACCUCCAAGACGAGGGUCUCAUUGAGUCCUCCUGGGUGUGCUGGGCUCGGAAGAACACGCAUGCACUGAAGCUAGCAGUUUAUAAUAAAGUUAAAUACAAAUUAUUUUGUUUUAAAAUGCCUAAAUUUUUUCUUUGAGUAUUCUAAGCAGCAGACGUUAAAAUAAGACUAUUUCCUGCUAAAUGUAACCAUACAGUUUAUUCCACAAAAUGUUAUUUAAUAAGACUGAGGAUUUUUUUAAAAAAAUUAUUUCCAUCCAAUAUUUAAAGACUUGAAUUUUAUUUAAACUUGAAAAUGACUUUGCCUUAACUUUUGUAUAAGACAGCAUAGAGUUGAUGGAGACCGGCCCCUGGGUUGGCAUGAGUCGAGUACAGAGUUACUCAGUUACGUGGGAUCUGCUGGCGCUAGUUUUACUGAGUAAGCAUACGGUAGUGUGAGAACUAGCAGCAUUGUUUGUAAUAUACCUUGAAGAUCUUAAACAGUUGACCUUUUUCAGAUUGUUGAAAGCCCUGUAAAUGCGGAUAGUCGAUACUGUAUUAAAUAUGUGCACUUGGAGUGUGUGCUUUGCCUGUACAGUUGUAAAUAAUCAGAACAUAUUAAAAAGGUACCCUAAAGAGAAAAUCUGAUAAAAAUUAUUGAUAUAUUAUAAAUGUUGCUAUUGAGCUGGAUGUAGAUAAACUAAAUGUUGUGGUUUGAAUAUUAUUUUAAUUUGUUGAGGUUUUUUCCUUUUUCUCCUAUGCCGGUGUGUUGAACUGAUUCUGCCUCUUUGCUGCUGCAAAAGGGAAAUGGAAAGUCUUAUUAAAGCCUUCAGAUGUCUCCAUGCUCUUCUUAAAAGUAUGUAAAUAUGUACUAAUCAUAGCUGAUGUGAAAGGGUUUUGAAGUAUAAUAUUGAAAGCAGACACUUGCAGGGUCUGCAAGGGAAAGUAAAAAUAAUCUACUGCUUAAAUCUGGAAUAGCUGAGUAUGAUUUCCCCUGCCAGAGGGAAAGGCGCCCUGGUGCAUUUGACCAUCUCCUUCAUUCAGUACCUAGAAAUACACACAGUGCUAAUAGUUUACAAAUGCUGGUAAAAGGAAAAUGGGACUUUACUUCUUUGUAGUUGUCAGACUGCUGACUAAAACAUCAGGAAUAACUGACCUCUUACACCCAAACUGAUGAGUACUGUAUACAGCGUUGGAAGGGCAUGCUCCAAGCCCUAGGAAUUCCUUAAUGUCGCAGUCUUUGCUGGAAGAGGGAGCGGAUGUUGUCAGCCAUCAUCAUCCCCCAAAUCACAAACCCUGUGGAGCUGAGACACUGGUUCUCAAUGAUGACAAAUCCUUUCCCUGGAGGCAGGUGUGUGCUAGAGCCAGCUGUAGCGAUCUGCUCUUUGUUGGCAGACAGCAUGACGGUGGGCCCCUGAGGUAGCAGCCAAUCGUGUGGCAGGCGGUGCCUGAGAGGCGCAGGGUGGAUUCUGCUGCGUCCCUGCUGGCUCAGUGUGCUGUGUUUACUGCUCCUGCAGCCAGUCUGUUGCAUCGAGAGUUGAAACCUCGCUCUGAUGUGAUUUUUAUAGCAUCCUUUUUAAUUAAGCAAAGGUAAUAUGCCAAAUACUUCUAUAAUGUCUACAACACGACCUUUCUGACAUUGCUCUGAGAUGUCCCUUCACAGAAAGGAAUGGGAGUUCACAACGGGAAGCUGUGAUACGGCACACAGACAGCGGCUCCAUCACACGCAGCCAGUAGUGUGUGGCUUUCGUACAUUUUUUAAAAUUUAACUCUUUCCUUUCCCCCAGCAGUAUCUCAAGGUAUAGAAUCAGAUGCAGCAAUCACAAAUGACAUUUUAACUUGUAAAAUUGUGAGGUGAUGCUUGUCAUCUGGAAAUAUGAGAAUCUGGCUUUUUUCACUAGACAUGAAUUUCAAGUAGAAUAGUUCCUUUUUAAGAGUUAGUGUCAUGAUGUUUCUGAUCAGCCCUUCCUGUAAUCACAUCACUGGUUGUCAUUAGCAGGUGGCAAAAGAUGUUUUAUGUUGCUGCGUUAGUCAGGACCGCUGCAGUUUACAUUUAAAAACUGGCUCAGUUUCUGCAAGGGCGGCAGGUGAGGAAGGUGCGUGCCUGUCUUUGUACCAGCCGUCAGUGUGCUCUAGUUAGGGUCCAUGUACUUCAAGGCCUCUUACCCAGAAAGCAGCAGACAAUCGAAGACGGAAGGAGAGCCAACAGCUGCCAAUUCACACAACGCAAGUGUAAUGUGGAAGCUUUCUUGAAGGUUUUUGUUUUUGUUCUAAUUCUUUUCAUUAAGACUGGAAUCAAGCUUACAUGUAAACUAUUGGUAAUUUAAGUUUCCUUUUGUGUCAUUCAGUGUAAAACUGUCUAAUUUGAAAAAAAAUGUAGGUUAUGAAAAAUAAAGAUUUAGGCACUGUUCAA